UGGAAACUCGCGAUAUGGUCUAUGAUAGUGGUGCAAAUAAACUUCAAAAAAAUUUAAAACCAACUCGAUAAACAAAUAAAGAGCUAGUCAACAAUAUAUUACAUGUAAAAUAUACAAGUUGUAUCGUUGCAGGAGAGAGGUAGAAGCCAUAAGUCGUAUUGAGAAGCGUCUUGUCCAAACCACGGGUUCGCAAAGCGCCACGACAUCUACAUGUCAACCAGACAUGCGGGAGGCUACUCUAGCGGCAUUUUCGGAUUCAGAUACAGAUCACGAUUCCGCAGGUCGCAACACAGGACAAGUAGAGACUCUACCUACUCUUCCACAUGCAAGACGUGAGUCACAAGCUUCAGUGUCAACAUCUAGAGAAGAAAUGCGGUCUACUCAAACCCCGCAGCAGCGUAGGGACGCCAGGAAAAGGCCACUGAUGGAUAUAGUUCGUGAAAAUCAGCUACACUAUAACAGAUUCAUUACAAAAAAGGUGCCGAAACUACUGCGUCAGCUUGGUGUAAGCUCUGAUGAAUCUGACUGAUCUAUUGCUUGUAAAUUAUGCCGUC
Messenger RNA from Mercenaria mercenaria, 554 nucleotides. RefSeq lists its product as uncharacterized. The record is from RefSeq and is a predicted model, not a curated record. The coding region runs from base 224 to 529 and encodes 101 amino acids. The transcript has a single exon. NCBI's taxonomy places the organism in Eukaryota, Metazoa, Mollusca, Bivalvia, Venerida, Veneridae.